Tympanuchus pallidicinctus (lesser prairie-chicken) is the source of this 7105-nucleotide messenger RNA. Its product is annotated as endonuclease domain-containing 1 protein-like. NCBI's taxonomy places the organism in Eukaryota, Metazoa, Chordata, Aves, Galliformes, Phasianidae. Bases 5101 to 5931 code for a protein of 276 amino acids. The record is from RefSeq and is a predicted model, not a curated record. The transcript has 3 exons. Gene Ontology annotation, molecular function: metal ion binding; nucleic acid binding; hydrolase activity.
UCUACCACAAGGAGUUCAACAUCAUUAACUUUGCAGCUGCCUUUUCAAGUAGCUAUAGGCAGCUGCUGGGCUGCCCGUCAGCCUCCCCUUCCUCACUUGCUCCCUCUUCCACCUUUCACCUUCAAGCCUGAAUCCCUCGGAUUCUCCUGAGAGAUGUGCCCCAGGGUCUUGGUGGCAUGUCUCAGAGCAGCUUCAAUCCAGCUGCAUGGCAACAGGACUUGGGAGUCCACCUACAUGUUAAAAUCUGGGCUUUAAAAUAUAGUGUCUUCCAGAAGGACGACUCAAAGGUUUAAUAAACAGACUGUAUUAAGUAUUUCACAGAAUCGUAGGGGUUGGAAGGGACCUCCAGAGAUCAUCGAGUCCAACCCCCUGCCAAAGCAGGUUCCCUACAGCAGGUCACACAGGUCGGCAUCCAGGCAGGUCUUGAACAUCUCCAGAGAAGGAGACUCCACCACCUCCCUGGGCAGCCUGUUCCAGUGCUCCGUCACCUCACUGUAAAGAAGUUCCUUCGCACAUUUGUUUAUUUAAUUAAAUAUUGUAUAUUUACUUAAACUCUAGUAAGUAAAAGAUCAUUUCAGCUUCUUAAAAACACAUCUGUAUGAAACCACAGCGUGAUUUAGUUUCUAUAAGGACAAACCUGUUCAUGAAACCAGAGCACAGCUUUUCCCUGGAUAAGCUCAUGCCUUGCUGGAGGUGAGUGACCUGCUGCCCAUAAAGGUGAACAAAGCCUGGAGUGGGGAACAGAACAGUCUCCUAGCUGGAAGGGAAGUGAGGGCAUUUGCUCCCUGAAGCUUGAUAAACUUGACAGCUGUUGAAUUUUAAUCACCUCAACAGGCUGUAGUGAAGGCUGUGAUUAAUUAUUUUGGGCAGAGUGAAGCCGCUAUGCUGGGAGACUGAAUGAGGCAAGCCCUUUGAGGGAGAAACAAUAUGGAGAGAUGGAAGAAAGGAGUUUCCUGAGGCCCAGAAGAUGAUAGAUCCCAGAUCAGUCUACUCUUCUCUUGUGCUGUUUCUUAUGACCUGGGCCAUGCAAGGAGACAGCGGGAGGAAGCAGGGCCCCAAGCCUGCUGACUCCAAUGCGUUGUGGUCACUGGCAGGAUUUCCCCAUCCAUUCAUUGUUUGCCUUUCUUAAUGCAGAACCAUGAAAUCAACAGGGGGACAGCCUUCCUCACCCUGAGUCAUAGAGCUGAGUUUCUUGAACUUCAAGCAAAUCAGUUUUUUCCGUGGGGAAUCCCAUAGGUCUGACGUAGCUGAGAUUGCUUCAGCAAUCACUUCUUGUCUGCAAAAGGUAUUAAGACAUAGCUGUUCUCUGCUAGUUUUCAUGUUAGGAUAGAUCUCUCAUAUGAAGAUUAUGAAGAUUAAUAUCUUUUACUGUUUUGUGUAAUAUUAUUUUAACGUUUCUACGUGCCAUUAAAUAGAUAGGAGCAUUCUUGUUUUCUUUCUACAUCAAUAUUGCAGCAUCACUUUUGAAGUCUGUGUUUUACCUCUGCUCCCAGGCAAAGAGCCUGCUUCUUUCUUGUUUCCAUCUCUUUAUCCAGCAGCACCUAACUGGUGAGCAUCUGUAGCUUGGGAAUUUGGUGACUGCUUGCUUAGCUGUCCCCUGCAGAACCCGUGCUGCUGCUCAGGAAUCAGAAAAUGAAAACAACUGAUCAAUUUUUGGUCUCCAAAGCUGAAAAAAACUGAAAGAGUGAAAGUAACCACAGGCAAAUCUGCCAGCUCUCUGCUAAUGAGUAUUUGUAGCAAAGUGAUUGGUGACAGAGAUGAGACCCCACUGCCACUGAGCUGUACCUGCUGUGCAUGCACACGGACCAUGGCACACAGUCUGGCUGAGUUCGUACACCUAAAGUUACUUCAAGUAAUCCAAGUCUGGAUAGCCCGAUAUGCAAGGUUUUCCUGCUAACCUGUAAUACAUUAAAAAUACUGCUUGAUCCUUACAGGGACAUGUUUCUCUUCAAAAUGCAGGAACAGCCCUAGGAAAAUAGCUCAAUAGUUUAUUAGGUCAGUAGUUUAUAAAUAUGGCACUUGUUCUGGUGCUGGAUUAGGCAACCUCAUAUCUCUUGCAUCCUCAUCUCUCUGCCCACUUUUCUCCAUAAACAUGGCACUUCUUCCACGGCCCUGGACAAGAGUUGUGUUCUUUGCAUGAGCUAUGCUCCUUAGUGGAGGUUGCACUACAGAGCUGCUUUGAGAGACUUUUGGGAUGCUUUUGAAGAGAAGCCCAACUGUCUCCUCUGGGCACCUCAAACCUUUGAGGACCCUCACCUGAGACCCUCCUCUUUGCUGCUCUUUAAGGAGAACAGUCCAGAACAGCCUGUAUCAUGUAUGUGAACCAUGUUUUAUAGAAUCAUAGAAUCAUUAAGGUUGGAAAUGACCAAGAUCCUCUAGUUCAGUCAUCAAUCAAUCUCCCUUGCAUUUUGUUUUCUUGUGCCCAUUUGGCUUCUGCUGCUGUGAUUUAUUCCUUAAGAUCUACACUGAGCUCUGUGGCUCUUCAUUUGACUCUUUCAUGGAGAUAGAAAAGUGAAAAAAGACUUUGGUGGCAUCUCUUCUUCAGCAGUGGAAAUAGUACCCUCCUCUGACUCUGCUGAUUCCAAAUCCUCUCCUUCCUGCCCUGCAGCCACAAGAGGCAUAUCUCUCCUCAUUAGGGCUGCUACAGCAGCAGUCUAAUAUCUGCUAGAAAGGGAAAGGAGGUAAAUGUCAGGAGAAAAUUCUAAUGGAGAUGACAGGGUUGGACUUGAACACCCCUUCCUGUUUCUUUUCUACUACGAUGCAGGAUUAUUGGAAGUAUGUAAUCUACAAACAUCUCAACUCCCAUGUGACUCAGAGGAGACUGGAGGAUUCAGUAAGAUUCUUCCAUCUCUGAGCUCUAGCACUGAAGAAAUGAAGGUUUGUCUUGCAGGGCAGACCACAUAGGAGCUGGCUUGCAGUAGAGGGAUGUUCAACAUUACUCACAGCUCCGCUCCAUACAGAAAAUGCACAGCUCCUUCAUUGUGCAGCCUUUGCUUACACUGACUUGAAAGACAGAAUGGUGCCAGCAAUGAAGCAGGAGAGCACAAUUUUUAUAAACAUCAAUAAAAUGAAAAAGCAUGACCUAACAGUCUUCGGGAGUUGAGCAUGGGGUUCGUGGCUUGUUCUCAAGGACUCAACAGUCCUUGACUGUUGCCUAUAUUUUAGGCACAGGACAUUUUAUUUCUUUAUGUAUAUAUUCUGCAGGGUUUUUUUUCAGAUUAAUUAAAACUAUGGGCAAGGCCACACUUCCAUACUAUGGAAGGGUCCAGUUUCAUUCCCACAGAUCACUCAUUCAUGGCUAAACUGGACUUACUUUCCUUCUCUGACAAGUGUAGACUGCCCACAUAAGAAUUUUACAUUGGUCUGCCCCUAAAGCUGAUCUUUAUUAGCUUUUGUUGAUUCCAACUACGUGGGAAAACUUUUUGUCAUCCAAGACUUGCUGCUAAUUGCUCUGGUGGGAUUUCACCAUCAGGAUUUUGAUAACUUCAGCUAUGUUUGCACAGCAUUUUUGAUAUCACACCUGGGUCCUGGUUGUACUCAGUACCUAGCUGAUAUCUGCUUUGCUUACUUCCUGUUUAGCUGUGGAUAUUGUAAGUCCUUUUUGAAGAAAAACCGAACCAAACAGAGAAAAAAGAAUCAACACAGUUUAGUUCUUUGUUUCUCUGUAUGCAGUGACCUCUUGUGAGCAGCAAAACACUGAUAACAGCCUCUCACUUCACCAUGUUAAAAGCAGAAGCCCAGUGAGUACUGCUGGGACACCAAGCUCAGCAUCUUGCUAUUCUUAUUCAGAAAUGUCCAUUAAAUGCUGUUCUCAACUUGAGUCCCAGAAUCCCUUUGCUCCAAUAUCUCAAGGCUGCACGCUGCUCUUGAUGCCCUACCUGAGGCUGACCAAGUGGACCCAGAGGUUCUUACAGCCUCAGCCAUUCUGUGAUCCCGUAAAGGUGCACUUCCAGGAGCUUUAACACAGCAUUAGACUCCCUGACUUCUGUCUAGUAUGUUUCUGGUCCAGGUCUCAAACUCUGACACAUCAUAGUUACAACAGGUGGUUAUUGGUUAUCAUCAUCGUUAACAAUUUUUAAUGCCAUUUUCAACUCACUUGUGAUGUGGGAAAACAGCAGCUCUCCUACAGCUUUCCUUUAGGAGACCAUAGGAGUGAACUCUUUUCAUUCCCUUGGAAAUCAGAUGAGGGUGUUCUCUCCAAACCUUUUAUCCACUACUAAUGGAAGAAACCCUGUCUCCACCACGCCUCCUGUAUGCACACUGGGAUGCUGUUUGGACAUGGGCUCAUCAGUGAUUUGUAAAGCAGCAGACAGAGAGGUUUGCAACCCUCUGUGUGCUCAUUCCCUGGAAGGGGCAAUCUGGAUACCAAUCUGGAUUUCAUGAGCGUGGGCUUUGGAGUUGAUAAGCACCACAUAGAAAAAGAAAGUGCCCAUAGUUCAUGUAUUGGUGCAGGCAUAGGAGAGGACCUGUCCAGUGAGAUACAAUUUGAAAACGGUCCUCCUAUAUCUAGAAAAUAGAAAUAAAUAAAAUACAUAUAGAAUGUCAUUAACGUGCUAUAAAACCAUUACAGUUAUGUGAAGGCAAAUGCGUACUCAGACUCCAUCAACUGUAUUUUGAGAGGCUGUAGAAGAGCAGCCCAUGAACAUCUGUGUGUACUCAGAGACAGGAUGUACUGCCUAAUGCCACCGAGGCUGUCUGCUGGGAAUAGAAACUCCGUGCACCCCAUGGGAAAUGAGGAAGUAGAAAGAGAAAUCAGCAGGCUCAGCUAUCUAAUGCCGAUCUGUUUCUGACACGUGGUGCUCUCUAGUAAACCUGGGUGAAAUUCUGAGGAAACAGCAAAUAGCAAUUGUUGCCCCCCGUUUCUAGGAAGAUGUGAGCAAAUAUCCCCAGGAUAACAACAACAUAAGUCUCUCUUCUUUGUGUAAUUUUUUGUUUGUUAUUAAAAGGUGCAGAUUUAUAUUGGUGCAGGUGUGUAUUGCAGCAGGGCUGUGAACAUAUGUCCAUUUCUCAAGGGGGAAAAAGGAACUGACAGUUCAGCUGCUGCUUCUGAGACACAGCUUCAAGGUGAGCAAGAGCUCAUCCCUCAAAGUCCUCCCUGCGAUGCUGCUGCUGCUGCUGCUGCAGAUCUCACUGAGCUGCCUCUGGCUGGGACGUGGUGAGGUGGUGACAUCCUUUGAAAGUUCAUGCCCUCAGUUUUUCUUCCGGGAAACCCCCCCAAAUGAAGCCCUGGAACCAGAGAGCCCAGCCUGGAUCUGCCAGCGUUACAAGAAUCAGUAUUAUUUUGCCACCUUGUAUGACAGGAGCAGGCGUAUUCCCGUGUAUUCUGCUUACCUGUACCAACCUGGAUCUGGCACAAGACCCAAAACCUGGCUGGUGGAACCCCAGCUGAUGGGCCUGAGUUAUCCCAAAACAAUGGAAAGAGAAUGGACACUCUCAAAAUAUUACAACGUCACUUCAGAACAGAUUGGCAAGAGCCAAGCUAUCCUCCAGGAUUACAAGAACCUGACGGGUUUGAACCGCGGCCAUUUGAACCCCAGUGGACAUCACUCUGACUCCAGCAGCAGGACGGCAACCUUCAGCCUCACCAACAUCGUGGCCCAGGAUGAGAAACUCAACGGUGGUGCCUGGAACAACUAUGAGCAGCAAACCAUGAUGAGGAGGACAGUGGGGUGUAACACAACCUACGUCGUGGUGGGUGCUGUGCCUGGGAACAACUAUAUUGCCAAGGGCAGAGUGAAUAAGCCCAGCCACAUCUGGUCGAGCGCUUGCUGUGAGGUGGACAAAAACCACAGGGAGGCUUGGGGGGUCAUUGCUGAGAAUGACAAGAAUGAGGUACAGCUCCUCACGCUGGGGGAGCUGGAGGAGGUGUUGACCCACCUUUAUGGCAGGGAUCAGGUUUAUCUGUUUGAUAGUGACUGUCCCAGGGAAUAAGCCCCGUUUCACAUCAUAGGUAUCCUAUCAUACCCACCAGCAUUUGAUCUACUUCCUUCUCUAGGGUUUUCCAGUUGCACUCAGAGUCUCUUCUUUGAAAAUAAAAGGAAGAGGCCAGUAGAGCCUCUGGCUCAUUUGCUUUCCUACUCUGCUGCCCACCCUUGCAAUGAUGGUUCUGGGAUGAGUCCCUGAAAGCUCUGGAGGGACAGUCUGGAUACCAGUCCGUGGGUAAGGAAUCAGUUUGUCCUUAAGACUAGAGACAUACUGCUUUUUGUUCCUCCCUGUUUCUCCAUGCCCACAUACAGACUGUGGUUCCUUACCCUCUUUCAUUCAACAUUGCUGUUAACAUGCUGUUGAUUUAUCCAUUGCCUCCUCAGGAAAGUUCCCAGGCAAGGUUGGCUCAGAUAAUCCAUGGAUUAUCCAGAUUCCUCCUUGGAGAUACUCAAAAUCCAUCUGGACCUUGUAAUGGACAACCUGCUCUGGCUGACUCGCCUGACACAGCCAAUGGCAAAGGCAAAGAGCAGACAGAGAGAGGAAAGUGGAAAGGAGGAAGGCUAGUAAGCAUGGGAAGAACAUCACAGCUCUGUUGAGCUCUGUAAAUAAGUAAAAUAAGGAAGGAGAUAACCUGCAUCUAAUCUCUAAGCUCCCUAACCCUGAGUUUACAUGAAGGCCAUGCUUAUGUAAAUUUACUAGAACAUUUUUGUUUGCUUGGUUUUGGAUCAGGUACCUUGAGAGCAAGAGCUGGGGUAUCAGGCAGCUGGGCUUAGGGAUCAGAUACACAGCAGACUUUGACCAACUAAAGAUAAAUUUCUGUAAGCAGUGGGAUAACUUCAUUAUCUGCCCUACUUUUGAACCUUUUCUGCAGAUUUAUAUAUGAUUGAUUUUUUUUUUUUCCAUUGUAAAAUGUAUUCAGUGGGUAUAAAAGUUCAAUAUAUGCUGUAUAAUUUUGUUCCUGAGUUGUUUAUGAUAUAAAUUAUUUGCUCCAAUGUUAAAUCCUAGAACUGCUUUCCACUGAAAUUUCCACUUCUAGUAAUGCCUUAGUUUGUAAGGCUUCUUUGGCAGAGAUAGGCUGUCCAAACCCAAUCUGAAAAUACCAUGACACCUAUCAUCACACUAUCACUACUUCACAGAAACACAGAAUCACAGAAUGGCCAGGGUUGGAAGGGACCUCAAG